UAACCUGGAAUAAUUUAGCUAUCCCAGAUACCCACUGUUCCAGAGAGCUAGAAGAAGGUUACCAGUGUCCAGCAGGAUUUAAGUGCAUGGACCUUGAAGAUCUGGGACUAAGCAGGCAAGAGCUGGGCUACAGUGGCUUUAAUGAGAUAGGCACAAGCAUAUUUACCGUUUAUGAAGCUGCUUCUCAAGAAGGCUGGGUGUUCCUUAUGUAUAGAGCAAUUGACAGUUUUCCCCGAUGGCGUUCAUACUUCUAUUUCAUCACCUUAAUUUUCUUUCUUGCCUGGCUUGUUAAGAACGUGUUCAUCGCUGUCAUCAUUGAAACAUUUGCUGAAAUAAGAGUGCAAUUCCAGCAGAUGUGGGGGUCCAGAAGCAGUACUACUUCAACAGCUACUACCCAGAUGUUUCAUGAAGAUGCUGCUGGAGGAUGGCAGCUAGUGGCUGUUGAUAUGAAUAAACCCCAGGGCAGAGCUCCAGCAUGUCUACAGAAAAUGAUGAGGUCAUCAAUAUUUCAUAUGUUCAUACUGAGCAUGGUGGCAGUAGAUGUCAUUGUCGCUGCUAGUAAUUACUACAAAGGAGAGACUUUCAAAAGACAGCAUGAUGAAUUUUACCUAGCUGAGGUUGCUUUUACAGUUCUCUUUGACUUAGAGGCUCUUCUGAAGAUCUGGUGCUUGGGCUUUACUGGAUAUAUCAGCUCAUCUCUUCACAAAUUUGAACUGCUGCUUGUAAUUGGUACUACUCUUCAUAUUUAUCCAGACCUCUACCAUUCCCAGUUUACAUAUUUUCAGGUGCUUAGGGUAGUUCGACUUAUAAAGAUUUCUCCUGCUUUGGAGGAUUUUGUGUAUAAGAUUUUUGGACCUGGAAAAAAACUUGGGAGCUUGGUUGUAUUCACUGCCAGCCUUUUAAUUGUAAUGUCAGCAAUCAGUUUACAGAUGUUCUGCUUUGUGGAAGAACUGGACAGAUUUACAACUUUUCCAAGGGCAUUCAUGUCAAUGUUCCAGAUCCUUACACAGGAAGGAUGGGUGGAUGUCAUGGAUCAGACUCUUAAUGCUGUAGGACAUAUGUGGGCACCUGUAGUUGCUAUUUACUUUAUACUUUAUCAUCUUUUUGCUACACUGAUUUUGCUCAGCUUGUUUGUUGCUGUUAUUUUGGACAACUUGGAACUUGAUGAAGAUCUAAAGAAGCUUAAACAACUAAAGCAAAGUGAAGCCAAUGCUGAUACUAAGGAAAAGCUUCCACUGCGUCUACGUAUAUUUGAAAAAUUUCCUAACAGGCCACAAAUGGUGAAAAUCUCCAAGCUUCCUUCAGAUUUUACAGUUCCAAAAAUAAGGGAAAGUUUUAUGAAGCAGUUUAUUGAUCGUCAGCAGCAGGAUACAAGCUGCUUAUUGCGAAGACUCCCUUCGGCAUCUUCUUCCUCAUGUGACCACUCCAAAAGAUCUGCAAUUGAAGAAAACAAGUAUAUUGACCAAAAGCUCCGUAAAUCUGUUUUCAGCAUCAGGGCAAGAAAUCUUCUGGAAAAGGAGACAGCAAUCAAUAAAAUCCUUAGGGCCUGCACUAGACAACGCAUGCUGAGUGGAUCCUUUGAGGGGCAACCUGCAAAGGAAAGGUCAAUACUUAGUGUCCAGCAUCAUAUACGGCAAGAGCGCAGGUCACUAAGACAUGGUUCCAACAGCCAGCGAAUCAGCAGGGGAAAAUCUCUUGAAACCUUGACUCAAGAUCAUUCUAAUACAGUGAGAUACAGAAACGCACAGAGAGAAGACAGUGAGAUCAAGAUGAUCCAGGAAAAAAAAGAACAAGCUGAAAUGAAAAGGAAAGUCCAAGAGGAGGAGUUGCGAGAGAAUCAUCCAUAUUUUGAUAAGCCACUUUUCAUAGUUGGUCGAGAACACAGAUUCAGGAACUUUUGUCGAGUAGUUGUGCGAGCUCGCUUUAACGCUUCUAAAACAGAUCCUGUUACCGGAGCUGUGAAAAAUACCAAAUACCAUCAGCUCUAUGAUUUGCUGGGAUUGGUUACUUACCUGGACUGGGUUAUGAUCAUUGUUACUAUAUGCUCCUGCAUUUCUAUGAUGUUUGAAUCCCCCUUUAGAAGAGUUAUGCGUGCUCCAACACUCCAGAUUGCUGAAUAUGUUUUUGUAAUAUUCAUGAGCAUUGAGCUUAAUCUGAAGAUUAUGGCAGAUGGCUUGUUUUUUACACCAACAGCUGUCAUAAGGGACUUUGGAGGAGUCAUGGAUAUAUUUAUAUAUCUUGUAAGUUUGAUAUUCCUUUGCUGGAUGCCUCAGAAUGUUCCUGCUAAAUCUGGAGCUCAGCUCUUAAUGAUACUACGAUGUCUCCGACCCCUUCGCAUUUUCAAACUGGUGCCGCAAAUGAGGAAAGUUGUACGAGAGCUGUUUAGUGGCUUCAAGGAAAUCUUCUUGGUGUCCAUUCUUUUGCUGACAUUAAUGCUUGUUUUUGCAAGCUUUGGAGUUCAGCUUUUUGCUGGGAAACUGGCCAAGUGCAAUGAUCCACACAUCAUCGCAAGGGAAGAUUGUCAUGGCAUCUUCAGAAUAAAUGUAAGUGUUUCAAAAAAUCUGAAUUUAAAGCUAAGACCUGGAGAGAAAAAGCCUGGAUUUUGGGUGCCACGAGUCUGGGCAAAUCCUCGCAAUUUUAAUUUUGACAAUGUGGGAAAUGCCAUGUUGGCACUAUUUGAAGUUCUUUCAUUAAAAGGCUGGGUGGAAGUCAGAGAUGUCAUUAUUCAUCGCGUGGGGCCGAUCCAUGGAAUCUAUAUUCAUGUCUUUGUGUUCCUGGGCUGCAUGAUUGGAUUGACCCUUUUUGUUGGAGUUGUCAUUGCUAAUUUCAAUGAAAAUAAGGGUACAGCUUUACUGACUGUAGAUCAGAGACGGUGGGAAGAUCUAAAGAGCAGACUGAAGAUAGCUCAACCUCUUCAUCUCCCACCUCGUCCGGAUAACGAUGGCUUUAGAGCCAAAAUGUAUGAUAUAACGCAGCAUCCGUUUUUUAAGAGGACUAUUGCUGUGCUUGUUCUGGCCCAGUCUGUCUUGCUCUCAGUGAAGUGGGAUGUCGAAGAUCCAGUGACUGUUCCUUUAGCAACAAUGUCUGUUGUUUUCACCUUCAUUUUUGUCCUAGAGGUCACUAUGAAGAUUAUUGCCAUGUCACCUGCUGGCUUCUGGCAAAGCAGAAGAAAUCGAUAUGACCUUUUGGUGACCUCCCUUGGUGUUAUAUGGGUGAUACUUCACUUUGCCUUACUAAAUGCAUACACAUAUAUGAUGGGUGCAUGUGUAAUUGUCUUCAGGUUCUUCUCAAUUUGUGGGAAACAUGUGACACUGAAAAUGCUGCUGCUGACUGUGGUUGUCAGCAUGUAUAAGAGUUUCUUCAUCAUUGUGGGAAUGUUCUUACUGCUUCUUUGUUAUGCUUUUGCUGGAGUAGUUUUAUUUGGCACAGUGAAAUAUGGAGAGAACAUUAACAGGCAUGCAAACUUUUCAUCAGCUGGCAAGGCCAUUACUGUACUCUUCAGAAUAGUUACUGGGGAAGACUGGAACAAGAUUAUGCAUGACUGCAUGGUUCAGCCUCCUUUUUGUACUCCAGAUAACAGCACAUACUGGAGGACAGAUUGUGGAAAUUAUGCUGGUGCUCUGAUGUAUUUCUGUUCCUUUUAUGUCAUCAUUGCAUACAUAAUGCUAAAUUUGCUUGUAGCGAUCAUUGUGGAGAAUUUCUCAUUGUUUUACUCCACCGAAGAAGACCAACUUUUAAGCUAUAAUGAUCUUAGACAUUUUCAAAUUAUAUGGAACAUGGUUGAUGACAAAAGAGAGGGGGUAAUCCCUACCUUCCGUGUGAAGUUUCUGCUGAGGUUGCUGCGUGGGAGGUUGGAGGUAGAUCUUGACAAGGACAAACUUUUGUUCAAGCACAUGUGCUAUGAAAUGGAGAGGCUGCAUAAUGGUGGAGAUGUCACAUUCCAUGACGUAUUGAGCAUGCUGUCAUAUAGGUCUGUUGAUAUCAGGAAAAGCCUUCAACUGGAAGAGCUUCUUGCCAGGGAACAACUGGAGUAUACAAUAGAAGAAGAAGUGGCCAAACAAACCAUACGCAUGUGGCUGAAGAAAUGCUUAAAGCGUAUCCGAGCAAAACAGCAGCAGUCAUGUAGCAUUAUCCAUAGUCUACGAGAGAGUCAACAGCAGGAGUUGAGCCGAUUUCUGAAUCCACCCAGCAUUGAGACAACACAGCCAAGUGAAGAUAUGAAUACUAAUAAUCAAGAUAACAAUGCACAGCCAGAGACGAGUAGCCAGCAGCAGCUCCUUAGUCCAACACUUUCUGACAGGGGCGGGUAUCGGCAGGACUCUACAGAUGGUGGGAAGCCUCAACGGAAAUUCGGACAAUGGCGUUUACCUUCAGCCCCCAAACCAAUAAGCCAUUCAGUGUCUUCAGUCAAUCUGCGGUUUGGUGGUCGCACAACUAUGAAAUCUGUUGUAUGCAAGAUGAAUCCUAUGUCAGAUGCUGCUUCUUGUGGAUCAGAAGUGAAGAAAUGGUGGACAAGACAACUAACUGUGGAAAGUGAUGAAAGUGGGGAGGAUCUUCUUGACAUCUGACCAAGAAAAGAGGCUAACUUAAGUCAUAUUGCAACAACAGCCAUUUCAAAUAAAAACAAUUUUCUUGGGUUUUGAAUUGAAUGAGAUAAAUUGAUGUAUGAUUUAUUUAAAACUAAUGCCAUAGGAUUUUUCAACUGCUUUAUCUUUUUGCCAUAUAAAACAUAAUACAGAUCUGUAUGUUAGAUUUCAGCUCUAUUGUGAUGAUUACUGUAUGUUAGGAAGACUCUAUAUUAUGGCAGUAUUGACGACGCCACAGAGUCUCUAUUGUCUUUAGCAUAGAUGGAGCGUUGAAAGAUUUCAUACAUUCUGUAGCUGUAACAAAAAUUUGUAUUCAGGUAUACACUUCUGCAUUUUUCCAUCCUGUACCAUACCUGAAAAUGGCCAGCACAUUACUGUACAGCAUUUCUUUUCUUUUUCUUUUCCCUCGGUUCUAUUCUAGUAAUAUUUCUCUAGAAAGAUUUUAUUAUUCAUGAAUGACCUAAAGAGGUCAGCACUGAGUUCAUGGUAAGGGACAGUAUUUUUACAAAGUACAGAUUCUGAAUUUCAAGUCUAGUCUUUUUCUUGUAAUUUUCUUAAAUAUGCAAAUACAAUAUAGCUGAUUUUAAAAUCAGAAAAUGAUGGAUUGGCUUUUACAAAUUGGAAUUUUUUCUUCUGGUUAAUUAUGUAAAGAGUUCCAUUUUCAUAAGAAAUCAGCCAAAAAAAUUACAUGGUUUAAGAAUUUGCAAAAGCAUCUACACAUGGUGUGUUUCAUUAAUGACCUGGAAAACAAAAAUAAAUCCUACAUAAAGUGGAAACUCGGAUGGAUUGCUAAAGAGGAGUACAAAAGAAUUGCAAAACCAGAAAGCCUAAGGGACAAAACUAGUUACACCUAGUAAGGGACAAAAGCAGCAAUAAGAAGAGGUUCUUUAAAUACCUUAAGACCAUGAGAAAAACAUAGGAAAGUGUAGGUCCUCUACCUAGUGAGGAAGGAGAGCUCAUGAUAUCAAGAAGCUGCAAUGUUUGAUGCCUAUAAUGCUUCAGUCUUCACUAAAAAGAUUAAUGGUGACCAGAUACUUAAUACAAUUAAUAUUCUAACAAGGGGGAAG
Messenger RNA from Trachemys scripta elegans, 5653 nucleotides. RefSeq names its product sodium leak channel, non-selective (gene NALCN). The record is from RefSeq and is a predicted model, not a curated record. Gene Ontology annotation, molecular function: monoatomic cation channel activity. Lineage: Eukaryota; Metazoa; Chordata; Testudines; Emydidae. The transcript has 38 exons. Gene Ontology annotation, cellular component: membrane. Gene Ontology annotation, biological process: transmembrane transport; monoatomic ion transport. Bases 87 to 4568 code for a protein of 1493 amino acids.